UCAUGUGUCAACCUCAUUGGCUUCAGCCCACAUCAACUCAUAAACUCAUCAUCCUCUAAUUCAUUUCCCCCAAAAAAACAAUCUUUUCCUCUCCUCACGUUUAUCUCGCGUGACUUCCUUCUCUCUCUCUACGAUCUGCUCUUAAACAUAUGCACAAAAUUCAGACUUCUCUUCUUUUCACUCUUCACCAAAAUCUUGGCCGAAAUUUACUUCUAUGAUUCCAUCUUCACCCACUUCUGAUAUUAACAAGGUGAUGUCUGGGAAAAAUUUAAUUGCUAUAUGUCAAUCUGGGGGCGAGUUUGAGACCGAUAAAGAUGGUGUGAUGACUUAUAAAGGUGGAGAAGCUCAUGCUAUUGAUAUUGAUGAUGAGAUGAAUUUUGAUACCUUCAAGAUGGAGGUGGCUGAGAUGUUCAAUUGGGGGAUUGAUACAAUGUCUAUGAAGUACUUCCUCCCUGGAAACAGGAAGACUCUCAUUACGAUAUCCAAUGAUAAGGACUUGAUGCGCAUGAUCAAGUUUCAUGACUGUCGCUUGACUGUUGAUAUUUAUGUUAAGAUAGGAGAAAUUCUUGCUCCUGAGGUCUCUAACAUGCCUGUCAGUAGGUCAAGCAGAACCUCUUUAUCUCAGGCAGCAAUGUCGCUUGAUGCCCCCAUUGAUGUGGUGGAGGAUACUAAUCAUCCUGAUGAUGUGAAUUAUAUCACUCCUCUUGAUCUUGCCCAAACUGAUGCCCACAUCGAGAUACCAACUGAAAUUACUCAUGUAAUGCCCCUCACUAGCUCCAGUGAUGAGAAACUUAUGAAAGCUUCUCAUCAGUGGCAAAAUAAUAUUACUGGUGUUGGUCAGAGAUUCAAUAGUGUCACAGACUUUCGUGAAGCGUUACGUAAAUAUGCCAUUGCUAAUCAAUUUGCAUUUAGAUAUAAAAAGAAUGAUAGUCAUCGUGUGACUGUCAAAUGCAAAGCAGAAGGUUGUCCUUGGAGAAUCCAUGCAUCAAGGUUAUCUACCACACAGCUAAUUUGUAUCAAGAAAAUGAAUCCUGCACAUACUUGUGAAGGAGGUAUUCAUGCUACAGGAUACCAAGCUACUAGAAGCUGGGUUGCGGGUAUAAUAAAAGAGAAGUUGAAAGUGUUCCCAAAUUACAAGCCCAAGGAUAUUGUCAAUGACAUUAAGCAGGAGUAUGGAAUUCAAUUAAAUUAUUUCCAGGCUUGGCGUGGAAAAGAAAUUGCGAAGGAGCAACUACAAGGUUCUUACAAAGAGGCUUAUAAGCAGCUACCAAAUUUCUGUGAAAAGAUUAUGGAGUCAAAUCCGGGUAGUUUUGCUACUUUCACAACUAAAGAUGAUUCUAGCUUUCAUCGUCUCUUUGUCUCAUUUCAUGCCUCAUUGUAUGGAUUCCAGCAAGGAUGUCGACCUCUGUUUUUCCUAGAUAGCGUAUCGUUAAAGUCUAAAUACCAAGGAACACUUCUAGCUGCCAAUGCUGCUGAUGGGGAUGAUGGUGUCUUUCCGGUUGCAUUUGCUGUGGUUGAUGCAGAAACUGAUGAUAACUGGCGAUGGUUUUUAUUGCAGCUAAAGUCAGCGAUGCAGACACCUGUCCCAGUAACCUUUGUAGCAGACAGACAUAAGGGUUUGAAGGAGUCAAUUGCCGAAAUUUUUGAGGAUUCUUUUCAUGGUUACUGUUUAAGAUACUUGACUGAGCAUCUUAUUAGGGACCUGAAAGGGCAGUUUUCUCAUGAAGUAAAGCGCCUUUUAGUUGAGGAUCUCUAUGCUGCUGCUUAUGCUUCUAAGCCUGAAGAUUUUCAGAAGUAUGUUGAUAGCAUUAAGAGUAUCUCUACAGAAGCUUAUGACUGGGUCAUACAAAGUGAACCUGAGUACUGGGCAAAUGCUUUCUUUAGAGGUGCAAGAUAUAAUCAUUUGUCAUCAAAUUUUGGCGAUAUUUUUUAUAGCUGGGCAUCAGAGGCACAUGAGUUACCCAUAACACAGAUGGUUGAUGUUAUUCGAGCUAAGAUAAUGGAGUUAAUUUAUGCACGGAGAUCGGAGUCAGACCAGUGGUUAACAAGGCUAACCCCUUCGAUGGAAGAAAAGUUGGAGAAGGAAAACUUGAAAGUUCGUCCUCUUCAAGUAUUGCUCUCAGCUGGUAGCACAUUUGAGGUACGUGGAGACACCACAGAAAUAGUCGACAUUGAUCUAUUGGAUUGUACUUGCAAAGGCUGGCAGUUGACUGGUCUACCCUGCUGCCAUGCUAUUGCUGUUAUUGGCUGCAUUGGAAGGACUCCAUAUGAAUAUUGUUCCCGUUAUUUUACGGUUGAAAGCUACAGGUUGACAUACUCGGAGACACUAAAUCCUGUCCCUAGCAUGAAUGAGCCUUUCCAGAAUGAUUCAUCUCAGGCUGCCGUAACAGUUACCCCUCCUCCUACGCGCCGACCUCCAGGCCGGCCAACCAAGAAGCGUUUUGGUUCACAGGAUGUUGUCAAACGCCAGCUACAGUGUAGUAGGUGCAAGGGCAUGGGACACAAUAAAUCAACCUGCAAAGAGGUUUUAGUGGAAUAGUAGUAAUGGACGGAUCUAAUGUUUCGGAAUCUUGGAAAGCCGAGGUCUAGCAAGCUGCUUAUCUUUUCAUGGAACCAAAUUUCCUGAGAAAAAACAGCCUUCUCCUCUCCUGCAUCAGAUUCUAUGUUGGGUCUGUAAUGACGCUUUACUAACUCAACCCUAGGACUCUUCUUGUUUCUUUUGUUAUGGCUUUCUCAUCAGUGAUAGGCUUUUUUCUGGAACGUUUCAUGUAUAUACUAGUAUACUACAAUAUAUUUGGCCUGCAUGAUCUGAUGGAAAGAACUUUUCUUAUCUCAUCACUGAAUUAGUGAUUACCUUCAUACUUCUCAAUAUAUCUUCUCUUAUCUCAUUGCUUUCAAUCUACAUUUCCUCAUCUUUGGCCAUGAGUAUGAGCUUAUUUUACCUUGGUGAACUCGUUAAUACGUAUGAACCAUCUCAUCUACACAAAUCGUUGAUGUCUUGUCAGACCAAUAACUUUUUACGUAUCUUGCGAAACUUUAUACCUCUGAAUGACUUCUACUGAUAUGUGUUAACUUAUUCAUCUGAUUUUAGUAACUUCAUUGUUUCUUCAUACAAAAAAUUGCACAUUUCCAAAUACUCUGGAACAUGACGUAUACUAAUUGAUCUGAUUUGUACAACUUGUGCAAGGAUAAUACCAUUUGUGAGGUGUAUACUUGUCUCUCCUCAUACUAUUGCUUCUUUAGAUCUCUUGCUUAAAAGUCUUUAUGUUGACGGUUGUGUAAGUGUUCCUACCUAUUCAAGAGAAACGUAGAGAAGUUGCUUAUUUUGAACUUCGUUUUGUUAGUUGUACUUAAUUGAAAGUACUAUUGGAAAGUUGUACUGCGGACACUAUAUUAGAGUACAAUAAAGGUAGUUGGCAGUACUUCUGAAUUCAGAACAUACUACUUCACUUGUUAGUUGUUAGUACCAACAUGUAGUACAAGCAAUCAUGCUGCCUUAUUUUAAAUGUCUGGUACUACAAUAUACCUUACAUUUUGUUUAUAAAUAAAGCAUAUUGCAAAAACUUAAGAUCAUAGAAAACCACAUAGUGCAAUAUUGCCAAAUAGAUCCGAUCCUAAAUCUUGAGUAUCACUCUCGAAACUUUAUCAUAUAUUCAUAUCCAUGUCAAAAAAAAAAAAGCAGUCCUGUAUAAUGGACAAACCCGAAAGUUUGAGUAUCCUUUAAACUUUUAUUAUCUGCAAUAGGUAACAUUCAAGUCUAAUCGAGCAAAUUUGGUGAGUUUCUUAUUUUUUUAAAAAUAUAUAUUCUGAUUUUUUUUUUUUUUUGAAUGGUUGAAAUAGGGAGAAAAAGAGCUAAGAGCUAGGGAAAAGGUGGAGCAUGAGAUGGAUCAGUCAACCAUAUAUAGAUGUUGAUGUUCCUCCCAUGCACUGCCUCUUCCCUGGCUCUCAUAUUAGUUCUUAAUCUUCUCUUUUAUCUUCUCAUUUAUGUUACAAAAUGCAAUAAUCUGGUUUGGAACUAGUUAAAGAUUAGAUUUUGAUUAAAUCAUUAGCGAAUUGUGGGAUUUUUGGUUGUUUUAAAAUGGAAAAAGAAGAAGAAGAAUGCUUGUAUUUUCUAUAUUGAAACAUUUCAACAUAAUAAGAUCCUCUGUCAUGCUUGUGUUUUCCUUUAAUAAAGUGGACUAGUAGUGUGUCCACUGGAUUUCUUUUAAUUGCAGGUAGAUCUUCUAAUCAUCUAACUGUGCUGUUGCGAAGGCAAAAUCAAGACGAUACUCAAGAGUCAAGGGUCGUUGUUCAUUGGCAUUGUUUUUCUCCUUAUGUGGGUCAAUUUGCUGUUGACUUGUAGCCUUCUAGGGUAAUAAGCUCAUUGGGAAUAUGAUAAAGAUCCUGUUUGAUGAUUAGCUGAUCGAUUAAAUUGUAUUAGCUAUUUUGACGGACAUAACUGUUAUCAACUUUGUAUGAAUACGCUUAAUUCUUUUUUUUUUUGUAAAACUUAGGCCUGAGUUUAUUUUUAGUUCAGUUCAAUUCAACUCUGGACAAUACUUUUACUCUCA
This is a messenger RNA of Beta vulgaris subsp. vulgaris (sugar beet), 4550 nucleotides long. RefSeq lists its product as hypothetical. The coding region runs from base 215 to 2539 and encodes 774 amino acids. Gene Ontology annotation, molecular function: zinc ion binding; protein binding. The transcript is spliced from 4 exons. The record is from RefSeq and is a predicted model, not a curated record. NCBI's taxonomy places the organism in Eukaryota, Viridiplantae, Streptophyta, Magnoliopsida, Caryophyllales, Amaranthaceae.